Lodderomyces pseudojiufengensis is the source of this 3657-nucleotide messenger RNA. RefSeq lists its product as uncharacterized. The coding region runs from base 1 to 3657 and encodes 1218 amino acids. Gene Ontology annotation, biological process: regulation of transcription by RNA polymerase II. Lineage: Eukaryota; Fungi; Ascomycota; Pichiomycetes; Serinales; Debaryomycetaceae. The record is from RefSeq and is a predicted model, not a curated record. Gene Ontology annotation, molecular function: DNA-binding transcription factor activity, RNA polymerase II-specific; zinc ion binding. The transcript has a single exon.
AUGUCUUCAAAUAAUGGGAAUAAUAAUAAUCACAACAACAACAACAAUAAUAUGAACAAUAAUUAUCGACAGCACGAACAACAAAAUCAUUUUCAACCUCCUUUGAUUUUAAAUAGACAACAAAGACCAGAAUUACCUCCUAUAUUACCACCUUUACAUCAACAGUUGCAACCAACAAGUUAUCAUAAUCCUCUACCUCAUCAAAUACAUCCAAAUCAUAAUCAAUAUUCUCCUCAUCACCACCAUCAGCAGUUGCAACUACAGCAACAACAACAACAACAACAACAGCAACAGCAACAGCAACAGCAACAACAGCAACAACAAGUAGUGCAAGGACCAAUGGCUCCGAAUAAUAUUCAAUCUAUUCCACACCAACAAAUUAGGCCUUACUCCCAAAAUAUACCUCAACAACCACAUCCUGACCCAUAUGUAAUGGAAUCUAAAUUGAAAGAAAGAAAAAGUCGAAGAACGCAUAAAAAUUCAAGAGAUGGAUGUCCGAAUUGUAAGCAAAAAAGAAUUAAAUGUACUGAAGAAUUACCAUCUUGUCAUAAUUGUGUUAAAAAGAAUUAUAGAUGUGGAUAUUUAGAUUUUCCUGAAGAUAAAUUGGAUAAAAUAAGAAGAAAAAAUCAGAAAAAGGAUAUGGAAGAAGGAACAAUUACUACAGUCAAUGAAACUUCUUCUUUUACUGCUACAAAUUUUGAAUACAAUAAUACUAAUUAUUUGAUGGGUAAAGUUGAAGGUGUUUAUAACAUACCGAGGCAGGAAAGUUUGAUACAUAGUAGACAAAAUUCAAUUAUAAAGAGUCCUAAUGGAAGUUUUGCGUCACUACAGCAGCAUCAACAAUUAUAUCAACAACAUCAACAAAAUCCUCAACAGCAGUAUCAACAAACCCCAUAUUAUCAUCCUUAUCAAUCGCAUUUGCAACAACCUUAUCACUCACAACCACAAACAAUACCGCAUUUACAACAAAUACACUCUCAAAGUCCAACAAAUAACAACAACAUAAAAGGUGUAACUUCAAAUACUUCCACGAUCAAUCCCACUGGCUCACUCAAUUCGACAGUGGUUCCACAAGGUAGUUCCACUUUAGAUAAACCAAAUGAUUCUGUUAUUGAUUCUGAAUUAUUGGAAAAUCAACGUUCAACUCAAAAAGUGAAAGAAUCCUUGAAAGAAUCUCAAGACCUAGAAAAUGUAGAUGUGAAUUUACAGUAUUCCCAACAACCAUCUAACUCAACGCUGAAAGUGAAGACAGAAGAUGGAGCAACGGUUGCAUCUAAUACAAACAUAUUGUACGUUGGAUCUGAUAAGAAAAAAUCAACUGACUUUUUAAAAAAUAAUGGGAAAUUACCUGUAUCAUUAUUAAAUCCAGAAUCUCCUGAAUUGUUUGCCAACAUUGGUCCCAUUAUAACUCCUCCGGUGAAUAGUCAAUCAAUAUCUUCAUUGGACUCUUCCCCAUAUUCGGAAACUCCAAAUAAUGCAAUUCAGUUAUUUUCAAAUUAUGAAGCUUCUUAUAUUCCAAAUCAAAAUGGUACUACCAAAUCUCCACCGAAUAUUUUUAAUAUCAACAAGGAACAAGAUAUCGAAUCACUUUUGGAAUUACCCAUGAUGGAUCAAGAUUUAAACUUGGCCGUCUACAAGGACUCCAUUAAGAAAUUUUCAACUUCUCGUCAUGAAUUACAGUUUUCAAAAAGUUAUAUGGAGUAUGACUCUCCAGUUACAAAUAGAGGGAAGAAGAAUUUGAAUCAAGCAUAUAUUGAUGGUGAAUUUGAUGCAGCUAUAGGCAAAGCUAAUGUUGAUUCAGAUACUCAAUCAGUCGAUAGUUUUGAACAAUCUCAAGCUAUCUUUGCUCAACAUUUUGGUAUUGACAUUUAUCAAAAAAAUUCUGAUCAUAGUUAUGACUCACUAGAUGGAGCAAAUAUUGGAAGACCUUUAGCUAAUGCUAUAAUCAAACCUACCACAUUCAGACUAUUACAUUAUACAGACCAUUUCAAGCCUUUGUUUUCAAAAAAUAAAACGAAAUAUAAAUUUAAUAUGCCUUUACUGCAGGCUCAUCCGGAUUGGUCGAGACAAAAUAGUAAAGAAUUAUGGGGUUAUGUUUAUGCUAAAGCUAUGAAUUUGGAAAAUAUUUUCUUCUCUUUCUUCAUUGAUAGAGCAUUAAAUGUAAUUUUAAAAGUUAGUAAUCAUUCAAUCAAAUCUGCUAGUAGUGUAACUUGUUUUACACCAGAAAUUCAUCAAGUUUUGACCAAAAAAUCAUUUUAUUAUUUCGGGAAACUUAUAAAGGAAUUACGAGAAUCAGUUGGAAGUUCAGAAAUUGAAAGUACAACUGUUUUGUCUUGGUACGCUGGUUGGUCAUUGUUUAUACACUCCCAAGCAAGUGCAAAAGCUGGUAUUUUGUUUCAUGCCGGAUCAGCGUCACUAUUAUGGAAUUGUUUAAAUGAAUAUAAAAUCAUACAAAAUGUUGAACCAUCUAUACAUUUCAUAUUGCAUGCUUUAAGAAAUCAUACAUCUGCUUGUAUGAUUCCAGACUAUAAGUUUGAUGUAAUUUUGGAGUUAAGUGAGAAUUUUUCAAUUUUUAAGAAAUUUAUUAAUUAUAAUACAAACUUGACUUCACAAAGUAAUGGAUAUAUUGUGAGGCAUUUCAUUGAAUUUGAAAAUUUUUUGAAAGAUUUAAUUGAAAACUUAUAUCCAAGGUUCUUAUAUAUUGAUCAAUUCUACAAGUCAAAAAAUAAUCUUCAUGGUCAUUCACAGAGUAUCAAAUAUUUUUCUCCUUCAUUGUUUUAUGAGUUGAUAAAUAAAUGGCUUACCAUAAUUCCAAGUCAUGCUAUAUCUAUUGGGAGAGAUAUGACACCUUUAAAAAGAUCAUUUUAUUUAUUUUAUAUCGCUGUUGCCAAAGCCUUGGCUAAUGUUUUUCCAAUCAUUAGAGGUACAUUCUUGGUUGAUACUUGGAAUAUUGUUUUCCCACAUUUUGAUUAUGAUUAUAACAUCUUUAAGUUUCUGAGAACUGAAAUACCUGAUGAAACUCAAUAUUAUUUUCUUUCAAAUUUAGCUGCUAAAUUAGUUAGAGUCAUUAAAUUUUUCAAUUCAAGACAACAAAUACUUUCACAUUACUUAUCUGCUGAUACUGUUUUAAAACCUGGUGAAAAAUAUAUUGAAUCAAUUAAGUCAGAACAUGAUAUUAAUAAAGAAUCUAUUAAGGAUAUUGCAAUGUUGAAACAUGCUAAAAUAGAUUUUAAAGAAGUAAUGAUAACUAAUUUUACAAUCAACACUAUUGUUAAUAUUUACAAUUACCCAGUAUUAAUUGAAUUUUGUAAUCAUAUAAGUUCCAAAACUAAUACCUUUAAAAAAUUAAUUGAACAUGAAAAUCAUAGUCAAAAAGUUAGAAUACAACAAUAUAGAACAAAAUAUGAAGGUUCGAGAAAUCAACAGCAAAAUAAUGAAGAAGUAAAAGAAGAAUAUUUAACUAAUAUAAAUCAUGCAUAUGAUUUUGAUUUUAAUAGAGGAAUGUUUUCAUUUGAUUAUAGAGUUGAACCAGCCUUAAAAUUUUUAUUUGAUUAUUUAAAAACUUCAAAUUCAUCAAAAUUAUUCACGGUGGAUGAUUUCAAAAGUCAAGCUAUUAAUUUUGAAGCAUCUCAAAAAGAAAUGUUUACUAAUACAUAA